Molecule: messenger RNA, 2122 nt
Organism: Aspergillus japonicus CBS 114.51
Lineage: Eukaryota; Fungi; Ascomycota; Eurotiomycetes; Eurotiales; Aspergillaceae
Product: cytochrome P450
Exons: 3
Coding region: 336-1889 (517 amino acids)
Molecular function (GO): monooxygenase activity; heme binding; oxidoreductase activity, acting on paired donors, with incorporation or reduction of molecular oxygen
Source: RefSeq, a predicted model, not a curated record
UACCGCAGAAGCUGUGAUUGAAUUUUACCCGAUAUCUGUGACCGAGAAGCUAGCUGAUGCACUCCACUCGCACGAUCAGAGCUAAUUUACAUAAGAGGAAAUCGUGGGUUAAUCUGUGCAUCUCAUUUUCCGAGCGUUGCCGAAGGGGUUAUCUGUUGUCCUUAACUUAUCACCGAGGGCGGGGCAGCCGAGUUGUCUGGGAUUAAGAGGUCAGAAUAUUUAGCCAUACGAGCAUCAAGCACAAAGAAUCAAAGCAUUAAGAGACCAGGGCGUCAAUAUUACCAUCCGAAUCCUUCCCCCCCGUUCGUCAACCAGCACAACCAGUCACCUUUCGGAUGACUAUCAUGGGACUGAUGGAUUGCCCGCCAUUAGAAGACGUUUCCCCGACAUGGAGCAAUGUCGUGGCUGCUAUGACAGCAAUCGGAGUCGCAGGACUACUGAUGCGCAUGUUCUACAAUCUCCACCUUCAUCCGUUGGCCAAGUUCCCCGGGCCCUGGUACGCCGCUUCCUUUUCCGUGGUGCUGGCCACAAUCUCGGUGCUGCGGAUGGAGCCUCAGUUUCUGGGCUACCUGGUCAAGAAGUACGGAUUCGAGCAGCCCAUUCGCGUCACGCCGACGAUCCUCAUGUUUCCACGGCCAUCCGCGUUGAAGGAUAUCUACUGGGAUCCCCAAUGCAACACGAAGUCGCGGCUCUAUGGCAGCGGGGCGCUGGGGCCGCCACACCUGUUCACCACGCUCGAGCCGGAUGCCCACCGGCAGCUGCGGCGGGCCUUGUCAAACGCCCCGUGGACCAUCGGCAAACUCCGAUUGACCUGGGAGAGGCGGUUCGACCAGCUAGUUGAGCUGUUCAUGACUAAGAUGCAUGAGCAUGCCAGGGCAGACCGUGUGGUGAGUCUCAGUGAGAAAGUCUCCGAGUUCGCCGCCGACAUCAUGACAAUCAUGACCUUUGGCACGCCUUUCGGCUUCGUCCAGAACCAGCGGGAUGAGCGGGAUCUCCUAGGGAGCUGGCGGCGGAGCGUCGACCUAUUCGCCUUCGCGGGGCGGGCGCGUUUCUUCCGCGAAGUCAUUCUUCCCUCGCCCCUCGGGUCGUGGAUCUUGCCCUCCAUCCGCCGCGAGUCGGGCAUUGGAUGGAUGCUUAACGAGGCAGACCGUCAAGUAACCGAGCGGGAGAAGGCUACCGCAGAAGCCCCAUAUCCCCACCCCCCGGAUUUCAUGCAGCAUGCGCUGGAUGCCCGGCUCCCAUCUGGUGAGCCACUGUCGCCCGCCCAGCGACGCGCCCAUGUCGUCCUGCUUAUCCAGGCUGGAGCAGACACCACCGGAACGACCAUGGGCAGUGCCCUGCGCUUCCUGCUGCUGCACCCCACAGCCUGGGCUCGGUGCCGGGCUGAAAUUGAUGCGGCGGACCAGCAGGGCCUCCUGUCCCACCCAAUUCAGUACGAGGAGACUCGGCAGCAUCUGCCAUUCUUGGUAGCUUGCCUGAAGGAGACCAUGCGGCUGAAUCCCUCGGCCACCAAUCUCUUUGCGCGCAUCUGCCCUCCGGGAGGUAAGACCAUCGAUGGUCAUCACAUCCCCGCGGGGACCGAAAUGGCCUGCCACGCCUACACUUUGCAGCGAAGUGCGGAGGUGUAUGGCUCCGACGCAAACGAGUUCCGACCGGAGCGCUGGCUCGAGAGUCCACAGCGCACACGAGAAUUGGAGGCCGCGCAGUUCACAUUCAGUGUCGGGCCGCGGACCUGUCUCGGCAAAGACGUGGCGACGCUCGAGAUGUGGAAACUGAUUCCCGAGAUCAUUCGGCAGUUUGAUAUUGAACUCAUCAAUCCUGGUAAAUACGUGGUGGUAGGCGGGAUUGUGUGGAAUGAGGGCUUGAUGGGUCGUUUCGUGGCACGGUAAACGGGAGCGACUGAGUAGGGAUUAGAGGCUGUUGCUGUUGGGUGGGAGUGUUCGACGGGAUUGACAGGGGGACUACACGUACUGUACGUAGUACUCAAUGCUUCGUGCAAACCGCGUGUGCAAGCAUGUCCUGGCUCCUCAACUAUUCUGGACUUGACAAGGAGUCCACAGGUCAUCGCUAUCAUAUGCCUCGCGCAGAGAUGGGGAAAAAUGAGGCAUCGUUUGCAUAAAAG